Molecule: messenger RNA, 1098 nt
Organism: Ambispora leptoticha
Lineage: Eukaryota; Fungi; Glomeromycota; Glomeromycetes; Archaeosporales; Ambisporaceae
Source: the annotation of a GenBank genome assembly
AUGCCUCCUUUUACAGAUAUAUCGAGAGAUGCCCCCUUACCUGACAAAGAUGAGGACAAUCCAGAUUACAGACACCCACUUUAUCUCGGUGAUUGGAAAAAGUCUGUACCUUAUGUGAACGAUGACAUUGCAAUCGAUGACAUGGACGAGCCUCACAUGAAACGUAAAGUUACCAUUCUCAAAAAAUAUCCCGAAAUAGAGAAGCUUUAUGGUUACGAUGUGACGACCAUUCCAAUAACUAUAGUUGCUGUCGUAGCACAACUGAUUGCGGCAUACGUAUUCGGUAAAAUAUUAACAGACUGGAACUGGACAAUGAUAGUUUAUUCGUAUGUAAUAGGGGCAUCCUUGACACAACUAUAUGGUGUCAUCAUCCAUGAAGCAUGUCAUUGUCUGGCAGCUCCAACGUCAUUCCAAAAUCGAAUUAUUGGUCUGAUCGCCAAUAUUGGAUUACCAUUCCCGAUAGCAAUGUCAUUUCGUCGGUAUCAUCUUGAGCAUCACACAUUUCAAGGAGUUGUCGGGAUGGAUCCUGAUCUCCCAUUAGACUGGGAAAAAAAAUUCAUACGCGGGAAUGCGUUUUUGAAAUUUAUUUGGUUAAACAUUUAUCCGGUGAUGUACGUUGUACGCGGAGUAGCAAUGCAAAAACAACCACAAUUCUGGGAAUGGGUGAAUUGGAUAUUUACAAUCAUUACGGAUCUAUUGAUUUAUAUUUAUUGUGGGCCAAGAGGACUUGGAUAUUUAUUCUUAUCUCUUUGGCUUGGGUAUGGGGUGCAUCCGGCUGCUGCACAUUUCAUUCAAGAACAUUACACAUUUGAUGAUGGACAAGAAACUUAUUCGUAUUAUGGCAUUCUUAAUUUGCUAUUCAUGAAUAUUGGAUAUCAUAAUGAACAUCAUGAUUUUACCAAGGUUCCAUGGUCAAAACUUCCAGAAGUUAGAAAGAUCGCAUCAGAAUUUUAUGAUAAUCUCGCUUUUCAUACUUCGUGGUUUAUGGUACAUUGGAAUUUUGUUAUGCAUAAGCAAUUUGGACCACAAAGCCGUGCUGGGCGAAGUUUCGAAGAUCACAAAAAAGGGCGUAAACAAUUACGAAUAAUGAAAGGUUAA